GUCUGCCCUGUACUACUUGAGGCGGACGCGGGUGGAAGAACACUCCCGUGCCACUCGCCGCGCGCGACCGGCGGCGUAGGGAUCCGGGCUGCGGUGCUGAGGCCGCCUGUCACUCAGCGCGGCGGCGCCGGGACGCGGCCGGGGCGCAGCCGGCAGAAGGCGGUGCGGGAGUACGCGCGGUAACGGAGCCGGAGCGCGGCCGGCAGCGGCGAGGAGCGGCGAAGGAAGGCGUGGGGAAAAAACCGGGAAAAACAUAAAAGAAGCGAGCAGCGUUUCUUCCGAACUGCAGGGAAAGGCUAUUUCACGAGCGGCUCCCUCUCCCCCCAGCUGGCUGCGAUGCUGCUAGCCACCGUGCUGCCCUGGACGUUGUUUUUGCUUGGAGCCGCAGUCUCUCUACAAGUGGACAUUGUUCCAAGCCAGGGGGAGAUCAGUGUUGGAGAAUCUAAAUUCUUCUUAUGUCAAGUGGCAGGGGAGGCCAAAUACAAAGACAUUUCCUGGUUUUCCCCUAACGGUGAGAAGCUGACGCCGAACCAACAGCACAUCUCAGUGGUGCGAAAUGAUGACUUCUCCUCCACCCUCACCAUCUACAACGCCAACAUUGAUGAUGCUGGCAUCUACAAAUGUGUUGUCAGUAGCGUGGAGCAGGGAGACUCCGAGGCCACCGUCAAUGUGAAAAUUUUCCAAAAGCUGAUGUUCAAGAAUGCUCCCACUCCUCAGGAAUUCAAGGAAGGGGAUGAUGCUGUGAUUGUGUGUGAUGUGGUCAGCUCACUGCCUCCUACCAUCAUCUGGAAGCACAAAGGCAGGGAUGUUAUCCUAAAAAAAGACGUUCGAUUUAUAGUCCUGUCCAACAACUACCUGCAGAUCCGGGGAAUCAAGAAAACAGACGAAGGGAUGUACCGCUGUGAGGGCCGGAUCUUGGCUCGUGGGGAGAUCAACUUCAAAGAUAUUCAAGUCAUCGUAAAUGUACCUCCUUCUGUGCGCGCCAGGCAGAGCACUAUGAAUGCCACUGCCAACCUCAGCCAGUCUGUCACCUUAGCAUGUGAUGCUGAUGGCUUUCCUGAGCCAACUAUGACGUGGACAAAGGAUGGAGAGCCAAUAGAACAGGCUGAUGAUGAAGAGAAGUACAGUUUUAACUACGACGGGUCCGAGCUCAUCAUCAAGAAGGUGGAUAAGAGUGAUGAAGCAGAGUACAUCUGCAUUGCUGAGAACAAGGCUGGCGAGCAGGAUGCCACCAUUCAUCUCAAAGUCUUUGCAAAACCCAAAAUCACCUAUGUGGAGAAUAAAACAGCCAUGGAGCUGGAGGAUCAGAUUACACUGACCUGUGAGGCAUCUGGAGACCCAAUCCCUUCCAUCACUUGGAGAACUUCCACCCGGAACAUCAGCAAUGAAGAGAAGACCCUGGAUGGGCGCAUCAUAGUACGCAGCCAUGCCCGGGUGUCAUCCCUGACUCUGAAAGAAAUUCAGUACACAGAUGCCGGAGAAUAUGUAUGCAUAGCCAGCAACACCAUUGGGCAGGACUCCCAAGCCAUGUACCUUGAAGUGCAGUAUGCCCCCAAGCUUCAGGGCCCUGUGGCUGUCUACACCUGGGAAGGAAAUCAAGUGAACAUCACCUGUGAGGUAUUUGCUUACCCCAGUGCUGUCAUCUCCUGGUUCCGGGAUGGACAGCUGCUUCCCAGCUCAAACUACAGCAACAUCAAGAUCUACAACACUCCAUCAGCAAGCUACCUGGAGGUGACACCAGACUCUGAAAAUGACUUUGGGAACUAUAACUGCACUGCUGUCAACCGCAUUGGCCAGGAGUCCUCAGAGUUCAUUCUUGUGCAGGCAGAUACUCCGUCCUCUCCUUCCAUUGACAGAGUGGAGCCCUAUUCCAGUACUGCACAGGUGGAGUUUGAUGAGCCUGAAGCUACUGGCGGGGUGCCCAUCCUCAAGUACAAAGCAGAGUGGAGGGCUCUUGGCGAGGGAGAAUGGCAUUCAAGGUUGUAUGAUGCAAAAGAAGCAAAUGUGGAGGGCAUGAUCACUAUCACUGGCCUAAAACCUGAAACAACCUAUUCUGUGAGACUGUCUGCGGUCAAUGGCAAGGGUGUGGGUGAGAUUAGCCUGCCAUCCGACUUCAAGACGCAACCAGUUCGGGAACCCAGCGCACCCAAACUGGAAGGCCAGAUGGGAGAAGAUGGAAACUCCAUUAAAGUGAAUGUUAUCAAGCAGGAUGAUGGUGGCUCCCCAAUUAGACAUUAUCUGAUCAAAUACAAAGCUAAGCAUUCCUCAGAAUGGAAACCAGAGAUUAGACUUCCGUCUGGCAGUGACCACGUCAUGCUCAAGUCCCUGGACUGGAAUGCGGAGUAUGAGGUUUAUGUGAUAGCAGAAAACCAGCAAGGGAAGUCCAAACCAGCUCACUAUGCUUUCCGAACUUCUGCUCAGCCUACUGUCAUCCCAGCCAGCACUAGCCCUACAUCAGGCCUUGGGACUGCUGCCAUCAUAGGCAUUCUCAUUGUUAUCUUUGUGCUGCUCCUGGUGGCUGUGGAUGUCACCUGCUACUUCCUCAACAAGUGUGGCCUGCUGAUGUGCAUUGCUGUCAACUUAUGUGGCAAAUCCGGCCCAGGAGCCAAGGGCAAAGACAUGGAGGAAGGCAAAGCCGCCUUCUCGAAAGAUGAGUCCAAGGAGCCUAUUGUGGAGGUGCGGACUGAAGAGGAGCGGACACCCAACCAUGAUGGGGGAAAACACACAGAGCCCAAUGAGACCACCCCGCUGACGGAGCCAGAGCACCCCGCCGAUACUGCAGCUACUGUUGAGGACAUGCUGCCUUCCGUAACUACGGGCACCACUAACUCUGAUACUAUCACUGAAACCUUUGCCACUGCUCAGAACAGCCCUACCAGCGAGACCACUACGCUGACCUCCAGUAUUGCCCUGCCAGCCACGGCCAUUCCUGACUCAAACUCCAUGUCGCCUGGCCAGGCCACUCCAGCCAAAGGGGCAGCCUCCUCAGUCUCUUCACCACCACCCUCCUCCACCCCUAAAGUGGCCCCCCUUGUUGAUCUCAGCGAUACCCCAAGCUCUACUCCAGCUACUAAUAAUUUGUCUUCAAGUGUCCUGUCCAACCAAGGUGCAGUGCUCAGCCCCAGCGCUGUUGCUAACAUGGCUGAGACCUCCAAAGUGGCAGCUAGCAACAAGUCAGCUGCCCCAAGCCCUGCAAACCUCACUAGCCCUCCAGCUCCUUCAGAGCCCAAGCAGGAGGUCUCAAGCACCAAGAGCCCUGAAAAAGAAGCUGUGCAGCCCAAUACAGUGAAGAGCCCAAUAGAGACAACCAAGAACCCAAGCAAUCUGAAGAGCGAGGCUGCUUCAGGCAGCACCAUAAACCCCUCCCAGAAUGAGGACUUUAAAAUGGACGAAGGGACCUUCAAGACACCAGACAUUGACCUUGCAAAGGAUGUUUUUGCAGCUCUUGGCACUGCUACUCCUGCCAGUGUGAAUAGUGGGCAAGGUCGUGAGCUUGUUUCUUCCACUGCAGACAGCUCUGUACCUGCUGCACCUGCAAAGACCGAGAAAACCCCAGUAGAAGACAAAUCUGAAGUGCAAGCAACGGAAACUAAGACACCUCCAGCAGAAGUCAAGACGGUCCCCAGUGAAGCCACACAAACAAAUGAAAAUGAGAGCAAAGCAUGAUCAGCAACAGAUGAAAACAAAUGACAGAACAACUUCACCCAAGCAUUUAAAACACAACACACAUCUCAUUCCUCUAGUGUCUGUUGCCUUUUUUUAAAAAACAAACCAAGCAGAAAAUGCAUAAAUGGGGGGGAGGGGGAGGGAAUCUCUCUUUUUCUUUUCUUUACUUCUCUUAUCUUUUUUUUUUUUUAAGAUUUCUAGAAAGGUCCUACUUGUUGUGCACUUGCUUUUAAAAAGUAAUACAUUUUAAAAACAGGGUUAAACCCAUAACCAAAUCAGGGCUUAGCUGACCCUGUGUAUAUUCAAAUAAGCAAAAUUGCAAAUGCCAUUUGCAACAUGGUUGGGAAGGUCAAAAUCAACUAGUCCUAGACAAAAAAAAAAAAAAAAAAAAAAAAAAAAAAAGACCCUGUUCUUUCCUUUGUUAGGAUAGCAGAUAUAACCACUGUACUACUUGGUACAGCUGGUACUUAAAGAACAAAGUCCACAAUUUAUUUUUAUACUUUUCAGUCGAGUUUGAAAUAUGUAAAGCCUCAUAAAUAAGUUAUAAUUUCUGUUCACCUUGUAUUUGUUCAGUAUGCAAAGUGUCUUGAGCAAUUUGUGACUGAAUUCUGUUCUCCACGUUAGACAUUUAUUUGGGUUUUAUUAUUAUCUUUUUUUAGGAAGAAUGCCAAAAUUGCAGCUUCGGGGAUAUAUUUCGAUUUGCAGUAUUCAGACUCUACAUUUCUUUAAAUUUUAUGUUAAUUUUUGCCAACUUUUGUUCUUUCCAGUGUUUACAAUUGACAAUUUUUUUAACUUUUGUUGUGUUUAAAUGUAUGUGUAAAAUAGCUGCCUUUUUUUUUUUUUAAGUAAAUGCAGUCUAUAGAUACUAGGUUAGCAGCAUGCUUGCUUUGCAAAGGGAGACAUUUUAAAACAUGGAUGUUUACAGUAGUUGUUUCCCCUUUAUUUUUCUUAAUUAUUGUUGUUAUUAUUAUUAUUAUUAUUUCUUACUGGAGUAAGAAGAAAAGUAAUGCUGGGUUUUGGGUUGGGGUUUUUUGGGUGGGGGGGGUAUUCAAACCACUUGUCACCAAUCGAGGUCUUUAUCCAGCAAUCCACAUAAACACACGCUUAACUUGGAAUGAGAGAGGUGCUGGUGAGAGUCCUUCUAUACUUAAAUUUAGUAAGCAUUUAAGUCCCUUGCUGGACCUGGGCCUGACUGCAUAAGAGAAAUAUAAUCUCUGCUGUUUUAGGACAUUCUCCCCUUUCCUUCAUGGAACCCUCCCGGAGCUUUGAGAAGCAGAAGGGAGAUUGUACAGUUAGGGCUGGUCUGGUCUCAUCUCUGAUAUUUGACUGUAUCAAUUCCUCCUAAGUAUGUCAGUAAAUACUGUUUCCUUUGACCCUAGAAAUCUGAUUUAAAAGCAAAGACUUUUUGCACAAGGGUGCUCGGCAGCAUGCAAGACCUCUCCUGCAAAGCUGGCUCUAUCAGCAGUUGGCCUAGAUGAUUGUUGUAGGUCCCUUUCAACUGAACUAUUCUAUCACAUCAUGUGUAUUGAGUCAUCCAUAUAUGCUCUGCAGAAUCAAAACCACAAAAUCAAGAGCAGAUGCUUGGAAAUCGCUGCCAAGACUCCCAUUGUUUUCACUUGUCUUGGCAUCAUGUGUUUAACAAUUGGAAAAGGGGGCUCAUACAAUACAUUUAUUGUUAUGGAGAGGAGGUUAUUAUUGGGAGUCAUGGAGUAACACUGAAAUUUUGGGGUGAAAAGAAAGGAGGCUUGAGCAGAAGGAAGGCAGAGGUAUAUAGAGGAAGACCAGCCUGUUGUAUAGAGAUGUUCCUUCUGUUGGGGUUUUGGUUUUUUUCUCUUUGUUUUGUUUUGGUUUAUUUUCUUUUUUUAUUCUACUUUAGAUCUGCCAGCUUGUGCACUGUGGGUGCGUGACUAUUUUAGUGUGAAACGUGUUUUUUGUCAUAGUAUUGAAAUAAUAAAAGCUUCAACAUAGUUUGGAUGUGGAAGGUGUAGCGAUAGUUCAGAUUUGACAAAAAAAUAUUCAGGAAAAAAAAGAGAACAACUCUUACAAGGAACAGAAGCCUUUAAAUAAAAAGUCAGACCGAGCUGAUUAUGGCAUCCAUUCCGUUGCGCUAAGGUGAUGAACAGAAGGAUGGUGGGGGGGUGGGUAGACUGCAGUUUGGCUCAGGUAAAUUGAGCCACUUUUAUUAGUGUGUUCUUCUAAGUAUGCAGUCUUCUAUGGUGGCAUCACAUAAUUUCAAACUGUGAAAAAUAAUGGUCUUGUCAUUUGCUAAGUGUGGGGGGGGUUUGCAUUUUUUCCUUAGCUCCUGGGAUGCAAAUGGAGGAUGACUGGAUAUGCAGGCAUAGACACUCAUGCAAUACCCAUCCAGAGCAGGAUAUCGGGGCAGGACGGGUCCUCACAUCAAAGCCUUGUGUCAAAUUUGGCCCUUGCAUGAGCCAUCACAGCAGUAUCGGUUAUAACUACAGGGAAGUUUGGCCCACGGUCCCUAGGAUUUUUUUUUCUAAGGAACUGUCCUGGUUUUGGCAAGGAUAGAGUUAAUUUUGCCAGCUGGGGCUAAACCAUGACAGGAAUCAAUCUAUAAAAUGCAGAACAAAAAGAUACCAUGGUCUGUCUAUGGUUGGGGAGAGUCCUUGGGGCGGCAGAGGAAUAGUGGGCAGGCAGUGUGUACCUCCAUUCUGUGGAUGACCACAACAAUUUCUGUAAAGUUUUUAACUGCUUUUCUCUGUUAUACUUCCAAAGUUAUAACCUGCUGAGAGUUGAGCAGCUGAUAAGUAAUCAAUGCUGUACAAUGCUAAUGACCAGAAACAUGUCCAGUGACACAUGUCACCCAAUACUUGGGUGAACAUGGUGGUAACUAUCACCUGGAGUGGCAUUUCUGU
Grus americana (Whooping crane) is the source of this 6542-nucleotide messenger RNA. RefSeq names its product neural cell adhesion molecule 1 (gene NCAM1). NCBI's taxonomy places the organism in Eukaryota, Metazoa, Chordata, Aves, Gruiformes, Gruidae. Gene Ontology annotation, cellular component: membrane. Bases 337 to 3666 code for a protein of 1109 amino acids. Gene Ontology annotation, molecular function: protein binding. The record is from RefSeq and is a predicted model, not a curated record. The transcript has 19 exons. Gene Ontology annotation, biological process: cell adhesion.